Arabidopsis thaliana (thale cress) is the source of this 2727-nucleotide messenger RNA. RefSeq names its product Serine/threonine protein phosphatase family protein (gene BSU1). Gene Ontology annotation, cellular component: nucleus. Lineage: Eukaryota; Viridiplantae; Streptophyta; Magnoliopsida; Brassicales; Brassicaceae. The transcript has 22 exons. The record is from RefSeq and is marked reviewed. The coding region runs from base 103 to 2484 and encodes 793 amino acids. Gene Ontology annotation, biological process: brassinosteroid mediated signaling pathway. Gene Ontology annotation, molecular function: phosphoprotein phosphatase activity; hydrolase activity; protein serine/threonine phosphatase activity.
ACCAAAACUAAAAGAGUGCGCUCGUGGACAAAUUUUAGGCUAUAAAAUGGAGACGAAGGCGAUUGGAUUUCACCACCUUUCUCCACCACAAAAUAUUGUGUUAUGGCUCCUGAUCAAUCUUAUCAAUAUCCAUCUCCUUCGUAUGAAUCGAUACAGACCUUUUACGAUACCGAUGAGGAUUGGCCGGGUCCUAGAUGCGGCCAUACUCUCACGGCGGUUUUCGUCAACAAUUCCCAUCAGCUUAUCCUCUUCGGCGGCAGUACUACUGCCGUCGCCAACCAUAACUCCUCCUUACCCGAGAUCAGUUUAGAUGGCGUCACCAAUUCGGUCCAUUCUUUUGAUGUUUUGACCAGGAAGUGGACAAGGCUUAAUCCGAUUGGUGACGUUCCGUCUCCCAGGGCUUGUCAUGCUGCCGCUUUAUAUGGCACCUUGAUCCUUAUUCAGGGUGGGAUUGGUCCAUCCGGACCUUCUGAUGGAGAUGUCUACAUGCUUGACAUGACUAAUAACAAGUGGAUUAAGUUUCUGGUUGGAGGGGAGACUCCAAGCCCUCGCUAUGGCCAUGUUAUGGAUAUAGCUGCUCAGAGGUGGCUUGUCAUAUUCAGCGGGAAUAAUGGAAAUGAAAUUCUGGAUGAUACAUGGGCAUUGGACACGCGUGGACCAUUUUCAUGGGACAGAUUGAACCCGUCUGGCAAUCAGCCAAGUGGGAGAAUGUAUGCUUCAGGUAGUUCUCGAGAAGAUGGUAUUUUUUUGCUCUGCGGUGGAAUAGAUCACUCAGGAGUGACACUGGGAGAUACUUACGGGCUGAAAAUGGAUAGCGAUAAUGUUUGGACUCCUGUUCCAGCUGUAGCUCCUUCCCCGAGAUAUCAACAUACUGCGGUUUUCGGAGGUUCAAAACUGCAUGUCAUUGGGGGUAUACUGAAUAGGGCUCGCCUAAUCGAUGGUGAAGCAGUUGUUGCUGUGCUUGAUACUGAGACUGGUGAAUGGGUAGAUACCAAUCAACCAGAGACCUCUGCGAGCGGCGCCAAUAGACAAAAUCAAUAUCAACUUAUGCGACGUUGUCACCAUGCUGCUGCAUCGUUUGGCAGCCACCUAUAUGUGCAUGGCGGGAUUAGAGAAGAUGUAUUGCUCGACGAUUUGCUAGUUGCUGAAACAUCCCAGUCUUCAAGUCCUGAACCAGAAGAAGAUAAUCCUGAUAAUUAUAUGUUGCUCGACGACUAUCUAAUGGAUGAACCUAAGCCUUUAAGUUCUGAACCAGAAGCUUCAUCCUUUAUAAUGAGGAGCACAAGUGAAAUUGCGAUGGAUAGAUUGGCAGAGGCACAUAACUUACCAACUAUCGAAAAUGCUUUUUAUGAUAGUGCUAUUGAAGGAUACGUUCCACUUCAACAUGGAGCUGAGACGGUUGGAAAUCGAGGUGGCUUGGUGAGAACUGCAAGCUUGGAUCAAUCUACUCAAGACUUGCAUAAGAAGGUCAUUUCGACACUGUUGAGACCUAAAACCUGGACGCCUCCUGCCAACAGAGAUUUUUUCUUGAGUUAUUUAGAAGUUAAGCAUUUGUGCGAUGAGGUAGAGAAAAUAUUUAUGAAUGAACCAACACUUCUUCAGCUCAAAGUUCCAAUCAAAGUCUUCGGCGAUAUCCAUGGACAAUACGGGGAUUUGAUGCGUUUAUUUCAUGAAUAUGGACAUCCUUCAGUGGAAGGAGAUAUCACCCAUAUAGACUAUUUGUUUUUGGGAGAUUAUGUUGACCGUGGACAACACAGCUUGGAGAUCAUCAUGUUGCUGUUUGCUUUGAAGAUAGAAUAUCCGAAGAACAUCCACUUGAUUCGUGGAAAUCAUGAGUCUCUUGCAAUGAAUAGAAUUUAUGGUUUUCUUACAGAAUGCGAAGAAAGAAUGGGCGAGUCCUAUGGGUUCGAAGCAUGGUUAAAGAUUAAUCAAGUUUUUGAUUAUCUUCCGCUUGCUGCACUUCUAGAAAAGAAAGUUUUGUGUGUCCAUGGCGGAAUUGGGAGGGCAGUUACGAUCGAAGAAAUUGAAAAUAUCGAAAGGCCGGCAUUCCCGGAUACUGGAUCAAUGGUCUUGAAAGACAUCUUAUGGUCAGAUCCUACGAUGAAUGACACUGUUUUGGGUAUAGUAGACAAUGCCAGAGGAGAAGGUGUUGUCUCAUUUGGGCCUGAUAUAGUCAAGGCAUUUCUAGAAAGGAAUGGUCUGGAGAUGAUACUAAGAGCACACGAGUGUGUUAUUGACGGCUUUGAAAGAUUCGCUGACGGACGGCUUAUAACAGUCUUUUCUGCUACAAAUUACUGUGGAACUGCACAAAAUGCGGGAGCAAUAUUGGUAAUUGGUAGAGAUAUGGUAAUUUAUCCUAAGCUGAUUCAUCCUCACCCUCCUCCCAUCUCAUCUUCAGAAGAAGACUAUACAGACAAAGCAUGGAUGCAGGAGCUGAACAUCGAGAUGCCGCCUACUCCAGCUCGAGGGGAGUCAAGUGAAUAAAGGCAGAUAUUUGGUAUAGAAGUUGUGCGGUUGAAGAGGUGUAAAUGUUUCAUUUGCAAGCUGCACAAGUGUACCGGAACCUUUUUCUUUUCAUUUCUUUCUAUUUUGGUAUUGGCAGAGGACAAUUUUAAAAGUGAUUUUCUUUAAUAUACUUAAGUUUGGAAAACAAUUGUUCAUUAUUCCAUUUUGCCUGAUUUAUUUCUACUUUUAUAAUUUUAAUAAAUGGUUAUGAGGUUGAAACUU